AAAAUAAGCGAUUUCGAUUACGGCUUUCCUGGCUGCAAACUGCAUCUGGCAAAAGAAGAAUCACUGUUGUGUUUCGAAGAUUCUAAAUCGGAAAAGUGCACUUGAUAGUGCAUUGGUGCUCGCGAUAGAUCGUGUGGACGUGGUGGACAAGGUUCUAUUCGGACCAUCGGAGUUUUGCGUAAUCGUUAAUCGAUUCGAUACCGUGUGCGGGAGCAACCAGUGGUGGAUGUUUUUUUUUUUCGCGUGGGAAAUAUCGGAAGGCAGGAAGGAAGUAGUGUAACAUCAGCACUUCUAGCAAACGCGAACGGUACGGGGCCAUAGGAGGAAACCAUAUUCCGUCACGUGUAGUUUGUGGACGUAUUGAAGCAGAUCGAUUGAUAAGCUCUUCGUGGGUGGUAUCGGUAUGUAGUUGCACGGUGCGCUACUUGUAGUUGAAAAUAAAAACUUAGAUAAAAGUGCUCUUCUUAGUCCUUAUCAUCUGAAGCUUGCCCCUACAAUCAAUCAAUUGCGGAGUUUUCUACACGUCGGCAAGAUAAUUCAAAUACGAACGGCAGUGACAACAGCUGGAAGUGAAUUUCGUGUUCGGGUAGAAAAGGAAAAUUGGUGCAAAGAGUGUGACUAUAUAGUGUGAUUCUUGGCAAAUAAACGGGAUAGACCGUACCGCCUAUCGGUAUCGGCAGGCAAGGGCUGUGUUGUGGAUUCGGUUCCUGCUUGAAGCUGUAUCGAACCGCCGAAGAUAUACACCUAGAUAAACAACAGAAAACAGAUACAACCAAUCAUCCCGUUCGCGAUCCAACGGAGCUCAAUGGAAACAACAACCCACUCUUCGGGAGGAUAGAGAGUAGGAAAGAGUCGCUAAACUUGAGAUAUUGACCCUCUCGGUACCCGCAUUCACAUCAAACUCACCCGCUGAUAGAUUCCAAACCAAUCGCAUUCAACAGCCAGUUCCGGUGGUCAGUCUGGCUCGUUCCGAAGGUAGCAGGAUGGCACGACACAUCAUGGCAGUGUGUGUCGUGUGCUUGCUCUGUGCCGAUCAUCUUCCCUGCAAGCAACACGAUGAUUCCGACCUGGGACUACGGUUGCCGACGAUGACGAUAGCCGACAACCACCGACGAUUGGAAUCCGUCGUCGGUUCGACAGAAAAGGUGCACCACCACCUGGUGAAACGACACACCCAUGGACACGAUCAUCAUCACCAUCAUGGAGAUCAUGAUCACGACGAUCACGACGAAGAUGAGAACGGUCGAGCAGCGGUGCGGGAGAAGCUGGACGUAUUUAUGGUGGCCAUUUUCAAAGAGUUUGGUGAUCCCACGUCCAUGACGAUGGACGUGGCCGGAUUCGAGAAUAUGAUGAAACGAAUGAACAUGUACCGAUUGGUGACGGAACAGCUGCCCGGUAGCAGUAGUCCUGUGACCGCAUCAAAUCACGACCAUGACUCGGACAGUGAUGAAGCGUGCAUCAACAGCGUUGACUUUGUGAAGCGGAUAGCGAUGUCCGAACCGCUUGCGAUGGCCGCGUUAGGGCCCGCAGGAAAUGUCUCUCAAAAUACUAACAGUAGCGCAGCUAACGGUAGCAGUAGUGAUAAGGCCAAUACUACUAGUGAUAGUAAUAACAGCAGCAGUAGUAGCAGUAGCAAUAGCAUUAGCUCUAGUGAUAGGAUUCCUAGCAAAUCCAACAGUAGCAUCAGUUCUAACAGUAACAUUAUGAGUGAAUUGGAUCGAUUGAAAGCAUCAUUCCGACUGGAUCGGGAUGAUCUGUUCAACAUAUGUCCGAUUCUGUUGGCACAGCUAUCGUCGAAGACGUCCCGGCAGCGAGCCGGCUGUAUCGCUCCGGGCGUAGUCCCAGAGCUGGCUGCUCUGGUGGCCAGAAGAGGAGGUACAUCUCCCGGAUUGCAAGAGAUCGGUAGCUCCGGGGACGAUACGAUAGAACCAUUGGUGUGGAUCUACUCGACACUGGCGGUUUUGGGUGUUAGUUUAUGUGGUUUAUUGGGCGUUGCUGUGAUACCGUGUAUGGAUAAGCAUUUUUAUCAGCAUGUACUGCAGUUUCUGGUUGCACUGGCAGUGGGCACACUGUGCGGGGAUGCUCUGCUUCAUCUGCUUCCGCAUGCAAUGAUGUCAACAACGAUGGAAAACCCCCAUGACGAGAUGAUGUACAAGGGACUGGCCGCCGUCAGUGGCAUCGUGUUUUUCUACUUUAUGGAACGGUUCCUAACGGUCGUUGCCGAGUGGUACAAACAUCAGGAGAAGAAGGACAAGCCUUCCUCGCGGGUGCGGGUGAUGCGUGAACCCGAAUCCAGCUCGUUGCAUAAUGCUGCCAGUGGAGAGAAGCAGUGCAAGCACAAAUACAGUUCCUAUCCAUAUUGCUAUGACGAGAUUGCGAUGGAGACCAAGGAUGACCAUCACGAGCACAACCACAUGGAGAACCACAUUCACAACAAUCACAACAAUGCAUCGGCCAAAUGUGCCAACAAUCACGGCAGCGAACACGGCGAACAUGUGAGCGAUUACGUGGGUUUGCACCACAGUAGCACCAAGGAAGAUACGGCCAAUCAGGACAAUAACACCGUUUCGACCAAUCUGGACGAUGCAUCGAUCGAAAGCGAACAUGCCAAGCCCAAGAUACAGGCCGAGAACUACACGAUCAUCCUGCGCGAGCACGAAACCAAACACCACGGGCACACACACAUGCAUGGGCACGUACACUCGCCGCCGGGGUCCCUGUCGGCGGUGGCCUGGAUGGUUAUCAUGGGCGAUGGAUUGCACAACUUUACCGACGGUUUGACCAUCGGCGCUGCGUUCGCCAACAACAUCGCCGGUGGAUUUUCCACCGCAAUUGCCGUCUUCUGCCACGAACUGCCGCACGAGCUCGGUGACUUUGCGGUGCUGCUGAAGGCCGGAAUGUCCGCCCGGGAUGCCGUGUACUACAAUCUGCUGUCGUCAAUUCUCAGCUUCAUCGGAGUGAUGAUCGGUAUCGUGAUUGGCCACCAACCGGAGGCGUCCGGGUGGAUCUUCGCGGUGGCCGCCGGACUGUUUCUGUAUAUUGCUUUGGUGGAUAUGAUUCCCGAGCUGACAUCCGCCCACGGAGUCGAGGAUCGCUGUAAAACUUCCGAGUUCCUGCUGCAGUUCUUCGGCAUGAGUGCCGGCUUCGGGAUCAUGCUCCUGAUUGCGAUGUACGAGCACGAUCUCAAAGAAAUGUUCGUUGACUAAAAGCUAGACUGCAUUGAAUCACACACUUUAAAUCUACUGAAAACGCAAAAAAAAACACGAAGAGGGGAGGCGGUAAGAGAGGGUUUUGGAUGGAUCAGGUAAAUUCAAACGGUUAUAUUCAGGUGCGUGCGUUUAGAACGGACGAGAAUUCUUUUCGGAACUAAUGAGGGUACGAAGCAGGGAAGAAAACGAAAAUCGUGUUUAAAUUUUUCCUAUUAAAUUUAGGCGCCCCCAAAAAAGGUGGGAUACUUUUUGCGGAAAUAUUGUCUAUAUUUCACCGACGCAAAUCGAGUAUAACAGUGUAGUGCGUUGCGAUUUUUUUGUUUUUUU
Messenger RNA from Ochlerotatus camptorhynchus, 3536 nucleotides. It is a transcript of the gene foi, whose product is annotated as fear-of-intimacy. Gene Ontology annotation, biological process: intracellular monoatomic cation homeostasis; zinc ion import across plasma membrane. The record is from RefSeq and is a predicted model, not a curated record. Gene Ontology annotation, molecular function: monoatomic cation:bicarbonate symporter activity; zinc ion transmembrane transporter activity. Gene Ontology annotation, cellular component: plasma membrane. Bases 984 to 3206 code for a protein of 740 amino acids. NCBI's taxonomy places the organism in Eukaryota, Metazoa, Arthropoda, Insecta, Diptera, Culicidae. The transcript is spliced from 5 exons.